Molecule: messenger RNA, 1356 nt
Organism: Paraglomus occultum
Lineage: Eukaryota; Fungi; Glomeromycota; Glomeromycetes; Paraglomerales; Paraglomeraceae
Source: the annotation of a GenBank genome assembly
AUGACAGCCAAGCUAUUCAUCGGAACAGUCGUCAACCCGCUCGCAUUGGGCGAGAUACAAAUCCUUGAGAACGUUGCAGUGGCUAUCAACAAAUCCGGUAAUAUCACUUCAAUAACAGCUCCCAAUUCACCAGACUACGAACGAACUGUCACAUGUGAGUCAAUCGUUCGACUACCAAAACACGCGUUCAUUAUCCCAGGGUUUAUUGACUGCCAUAUACAUUCACCACAAUACAAAUAUGCCGGUACGGGUACUGACGUACCAUUGAUGAAUUGGCUGAACAAGUACGCAUUUCCGACAGAGCGUCGAUUUUUAGAUGACGCAGAUUUUGCUACCAAGACAUACAGUCGUCUUAUUAAGCGCUGUUUGAGCAAUGGAACCACUACCGCAUGCUUUUUUGCCACCAUCCACCUCUUUCCUACCCUAAAUUUUGUAAGUCUUAUACGGGAAGCCGGCAUGAGGGCGUUUGUUGGUAAAGUUAGUAUGGAUCAGAAUUCACCCGAGUAUUAUAUAGAGGACACCAACAAAGCAAUUAGCGCUGCAGAUGAAUUCGUAAAGGCAGUCCUUGAGACAUCUAGUGAUGCUAGUACGUCUCUAGUUACACCAGUCAUCACACCUCGCUUUUUGCCUACUUGUUCUCCUCAGCUGUUAAAGGGCUUAGCUGCCAUUGCAAAGAAAUAUGAUGUUCCUAUUCAAAGUCACAUGUCAGAGGCAUUGGAUGAGAUAGAGUACGUGCAUCAGCUGUAUGGUAAACCUGACCCAGAGAUAUUUGCUGAGAAUGGACUCUUGACCCGCAAGACAAUAAUGGCACACUCAAUACACUUAUCGGAUGAUGACAUCAAAAACUUGCGUGACCAUGGUACAGGGAUCGCACAUUGUCCACUUUCCAACUACUUUUUUGCUGAUGGGAUUCUUCGCACUCGACAUCUACUUCGCAGCGGCAUUAAGAUUGGAUUAGGUAGUGAUAUUGCGGGUGGGUAUUCCGUUUCGAUAUUGGAGAACAUGAGGCAUGCUGUCAUAUCUUCAAAGAUACUUGCGUCACAGCGGAAGCGAACCAUUGGAACAGCCAACAAGGAGAGCGAUGAAACUGACGAAAUCAGCUACAAGGAUGCUUUUUAUCUCGCUACGGUGGGUGGUGCCCAGGUUCUUAAUAUCGAUCAUGUUGUUGGUACUAUUGAGGUGGGUAAAGCAUUUGACGCAAUAAUAGUACACUGUGCCGAUGAUAAUGGAAACGGCAUCGGUGGGAUGGAAAUUUGGAGUGAUGACACGGUAGAAAGUCUUUUUGAAAAAUUUAUUAAUCUGGGUGGAGUCGAAAAUAUAAAAUCAGUCUAUGUGGCUGGUAAUAAAGUGGUGUAA